AUGGAACGUCAAUCGACGACAUUUAUUCUUAUGAAAAUACUUCGAGAUUUAAGUUAUAACACCAAUGUUGAAGCUCACGAACAACAACGUCGUUUUGUUAAAGAACGCUUUCAACGUUCGAAUAAAAAUAUCGAACGUUGCAUACAAACAUCAUCAACAGAUCUGACAGAAUUAAUGGUCAAUUAUUCGGAUAUUUACACUUCAAUUGAACAAUCGAAACUUCGAGUGGAAAAUGUUCGUGAACGUUUACGUGAGUGUAAAAACUUACUACUAUUAAAACGGCAAGAUAUACGCAAGCUAUGGAUAUUAUCGUCAGAACAAAAUGCUCUCGUUCAAAUUUAUGAUAAUUUAAGCGAAUUAAAGUCUGUUCCAUCGCGCCUACAGUUUUAUCUAAGUAAACAAUUAUAUAUUCAUGCUUCACUCCUGCUGAUUCGCGCACGGGAAUGUCAAGAAUUACGUUUAAUUAAUGGCUUGGUUGACACUGAUAUCCGAAUAAAAGAAGAACGUGUAACAUUAGAAGAUCAAUUACGUUUUCAAUUGAUCGAUCAGUUAUUCGAUAAACCUUGUCGAGAUAUCCUUGGAAAUAAAACCUUAUCGGCAACAGCAAGUAAAACAGAUCAAAAUACAUUGAAACGUCUCAGAGAAAAUCGCCUUCUACGAAAGCAACUCGAUCAAGAAUUCGAAGAAGGAAAACUCAAGCUCGAAUCUCAUUCGCUAGCUAUCAUACCGGAUAAAUAUAUGCUAGUCGACAUUCGUCAACAAGCGCCAGAUUUAUACCUUGAUGUUCUAUUGCAAUCAUUAUCAGUUCUUUCGAACCUUAACGAAACACUUGAUUUCAUACAAAAACAAUUACCCGAGCAAUUCUAUCGAUGUGUGUUACGAGCGACUCAACAUAUAAUCGAUUCGAACUACAUGUCAAAUAACAAUUCCAAUCAAAAUCUAACAGUGAAUAAUCCCGAUUGUCUUCGAGAUUUAUUAGAAACUUGCUACGAGCAAUUCAAACUUGUGAUUAAAACAUUCGAACAUCUAUUAAGUACGUUGAAACAAAUCCAAGAACACCAAUCGCCCGUUCAAAUCCAACAAGACGAAUAUUUGAAGUCAUGUCAACAGCGUGGUCAAAAGCCAUCAGCAGUCCCAUUUGAAAUUCCUUUUAUUUUCUCUAUCGAACUUCUCUGGGAAACUUUACAACAAGUUCUCAGCGAUGUUUUGAAUGAAUAUAUUGACUAUCAUAAUACAAUGAAUACGUUAACAACGAAUUCAUCGUCGAUAUCGGACGCAACUGAAUACGUCGAUCGUCCGUCGUUGAUUGAUUUUUCUCAAUACUUAACAAAAAAAGCACCGGCACGUCCUCAGCAAAUUCCACGUAUCUUUGCUUUUUCUCAAUCGGCGCAAUUUAAUUCAAUGAUCUCGUACUUACAAGAACAAAAUCGUUUCGUUAUCGAACAGAAAUCUUCGACAACCAAAACGCCUACCAUUGCUUACAAACAAUAUGUCUGUAAACCGAACUAUCGCAAUGUUACCGUUGUGCACGAUGUUCUUCAACGCAUCAUUGAAGACAUCGAUAUGAAUUACAAGUUGCAUCCAACUAAACGUACACUCGAUCGAAAAUUAACUGAUUUCAUUCGUGAUUGUUUCAUUGGUCGUGUUAUUAAAGAUAUACGUGAAUCUGCUCAAUUGUCUUCAACUUCUUCGACAAUUGCUGAUCAAAAUCGUCUUGUCGAAUUAAUUCCAUUAGUUUUACAAAAACAGCUGCAAUUACCUACACCAAUUCUUCAAACAUCUUAUUUAAUCUUCAAAUCUUGUGAAGAAUUAUGUGCAUUAGUGAAAUGUCUUCCGACGUACGCUGAUGACUUUUGUCAAGCAAUUGCUGACUUACUUUUCAAUCACCGUGAAUCUUGUAAUAAAACAUUCCUUUCCAUUGUCGAAAAAGUAGAUUCAACGGGCAUUUCAAUCUAUUCGAAUGAAUGGGUUAAAGAUCCGGAUAUUAAUCGACAUUUACGAACAUUACCCGCAUUUGAUACAUUUAUUCGAACGACUAGACAACAACAGUUCAAAAUUGAUGAAGAACGUGAGAACGUGGACAAUAUCCGAUUCCGCCAAACAAAAGAAACUGAAACGCUAUUCAUCAAUCUUAGUCCAAAGGAAAUGAAUCCAGAUGAUAUUUGUACGAAUUAUAAACACAUCAUGAUCUUAGCAACUAUUCAUGAGAGUCUAGAUUGGUUAUAUGUUAAUUUGUUACACUACUUCGAUAUCUUAGAUAGAUGUCUAAUCGAUCCAAAACAUUUAGAUGCGUUAACACAGACUACAGUCACCUCUGCUUUUCCAUCGCGAUCGGUCAAACAGACUUUUUCCAAGUAUGACCAAUUGAAACUUUCUCGUGCAAACUUAGAAAUGUUGUCAAGUGCAAUGAAAACGAUUUUCACUCUCUCCUACGACAUUCUACUUGUUCUAUUCCUCGAAGUUCGUGUUCAUUGCUUCUAUCAUUCAUCGUUACUGUUCAACAAUUCACUGAUGUACUCCUAUGCAGUCGAUUCUGAUCCCGAUGAGAACAUUAUAACUCUGAAUCGUGAUUUAACACGCCUACAAGAAACCCUGCGAUCAUCAUUAACCGAAAAAAAGUUCACAUUCAUUCUCCAAGGCAUUGGCCUUGUUUUAGCCACAAUAAUGAUUCGGUCAGCACCACGUUUUCAUCGUAUCAGCGAAUCAGGUAUCACCAAAAUGUGUCGCAAUAUAUUCACCCUUGAGCAAACUUUGGCACAAACUCGAACAGUCGGAGAUGCGGAACUGAUGCGUGCACAUCACUAUUACGAGUUAUUGUACACAACCAAACCCGAAGAAAUUCUUAAUUCAAUUGAAGAACAUGGACCUCAGUAUAGUGAGCAGGACUAUAUUAAUUUAUUACAGUUACAACAUCGAAGUUUCCUUGCGAAUGAUCGUGGAAACUUUGAUUUGAGUAAAUAUGAAGCUUUGAUUCGUAAUCUCUUACGUCCAAAGCCCGAAGCCAGUAAUUAG
Adineta ricciae is the source of this 3012-nucleotide messenger RNA. Lineage: Eukaryota; Metazoa; Rotifera; Eurotatoria; Adinetida; Adinetidae. The record is from the annotation of a GenBank genome assembly.